AUGAAAUCUCUCCGGCUAUUGCCAUCCGCGCUCUUAGCGUCCCUCUCGGCCGCGUCUCCCGCCCAGAUCGUCCUGGAUGCCUCAUCCGGAAAAGCCGCACCCACACGAACAGAGGACAUAGGCGUUGGCCACUUUUCAGAAUGGUCGCGCGCAACCAAAAAGCAGUUUCUCGUUGACUGGCAGGCUGGGAAGCAGUCAGAAUGGGUGUUUGUCAUGGGAAACGAGGCUGGCGACCUGGACUCCAUGACUUCGGCCCUGACAUGGGCGUACCACCUUGAGCAUUCGACGCAGAAUACGAGUAAUCCAUCGAAGGCGAUUGCGUUGUUGCAGACCCAGACUGAUGCUCUAGACCUGAGGCCAGAGAACAAGUUGGCGUUGAAGAAUAGUAAGAUGACGAGCGGUCAUGAUGAUCUACUUACCAUGGACGAGCUACCCGAGGAUCCGGAGACGCUGGCGAUGAAGCUGAGAGGUAUAGUGCUGGUCGACCAUGCGAGUCCACUCCGGAAGUGGGAGCGGGCGAAAAUACUCAGCAUCUUCGAUCACCACGUGGACAAAGACACGGCUCCUGACGCCUCCCCCCGCGUCUUCGAGAAGGUAGCGAGUUGCACAAGUCUUGUAGCCCGCCAGAUGUUCGAUGAGUUCUACGCAUUACCUGAAGAAUACCACCUUCCGCACGAACUGCUCGAACUCAUUCUCAGCGCCAUAUCAAUCGACUCCGGAGGUCUGGAACAGGCAACACAAACCGACAUCGACACCGCAAAGCGCGUCUUCGAGCGCAGCCAAUGGGCCGACAAAGAUCUCUACGAGCAGAUGGAGGCGGUAGACGAGGUGCUCAGCGACGCAAAGAAAGACCUCGACGACCUUUCCGUCCGGGACCUCCUCCGCCGCGACUGGAAAGGCGAUCUCGUGGAUACGCCGUCUCCGCGCACCCCCACCGUUAGUCUGGGCUUCGCUUCCAUCCCGUACUCGCUGGACGAGCAAAUCGAGAAGACUGGCUUCGGAGAGCUCUUCCACUGGUUCGCGGUGCACGCUGCGUGGACCGCCUCAAUCAAUACAGACAUCGACAUCUGCCUCACCAAAUACAAGAUCAGAGAUGAAAACGGCAAGAAAAAGAAGAUCCGCGAGAUUGUGCUUACUGUGCGCGACGACGUGCGUAUCGAUAAAGUGCAAGCAGAUGCGCUGUUCAAGGCCGUGAAGAGGGCGCUGGAGAGCGAUAAGAGUCUGGGGUUGAAGAAGUGGCAUCGGGUGGACGAGUUGGCGCCGAGACAGAUGGUGUGGGAGCAUCAGUCGGGGGCGGGGAGGAAGAUUAUUAGACCGAUCGUUGAGGACGCGGUUAGGAAGUGGGAUAUGAAACAGGGGAAAGUGAUUGAGUAG
Messenger RNA from Didymosphaeria variabile, 1374 nucleotides. RefSeq lists its product as uncharacterized. Gene Ontology annotation, molecular function: exopolyphosphatase activity. Lineage: Eukaryota; Fungi; Ascomycota; Dothideomycetes; Pleosporales; Didymosphaeriaceae. Bases 1 to 1374 code for a protein of 457 amino acids. The record is from RefSeq and is a predicted model, not a curated record. The transcript has a single exon. Gene Ontology annotation, cellular component: cytoplasm.